AUGCGCCGUGAUAAACCGAAGGUGUUCAAGGGUCUGUUGUUGAAAGGAGAGGCUGGGGAAGUGUUGCUGGAUGAGACAGCAAGUAUCGACACCAGGAAGUUACUCACCGGUGAGCAGAAAGCACCGAGCCCGUAUUUCCACGGAUUCUUCAGAGGUAAUGCCGUAGCAAAUUCUUACGUGAAGUCACCGUUGUCCAUAUCACAAGCCACUGACAUGCUCGACUUGCGACUGCUAUUGCCCCCGCUGUCGCGAAUUCCAACCACGCCGCAGAAUCGUUCACGAGGCGCUGACCACGCGGAUGAUAUGUUUGGUUUGCAGCCUCAAGUGAAGUCGUGCGGUGGCUUAGAGUCGAACUCGAAGAGAAUUUCGUAG
Molecule: messenger RNA, 372 nt
Organism: Paracoccidioides brasiliensis Pb18
Exons: 2
Coding region: 1-372 (123 amino acids)
Source: RefSeq, a predicted model, not a curated record